This is a messenger RNA of Penicillium waksmanii, 1365 nucleotides long. Its product is annotated as nicotinate phosphoribosyltransferase. The transcript is spliced from 5 exons. The record is from RefSeq and is a predicted model, not a curated record. Gene Ontology annotation, molecular function: nicotinate phosphoribosyltransferase activity. The coding region runs from base 1 to 1365 and encodes 454 amino acids. Gene Ontology annotation, biological process: NAD+ biosynthetic process. NCBI's taxonomy places the organism in Eukaryota, Fungi, Ascomycota, Eurotiomycetes, Eurotiales, Aspergillaceae.
AUGGUCCAGGAAGCUACCCCUCCAUUGCCGGAGGGCAUCUCUUCGCUCUUGGAUACAGAUCUCUACAAAUUGACCAUGCAAUGCGCUAUCCUGAAAUACUUUCCUGAUGUUGAUGUGACCUACAGCUUCACGAAUCGGACCCCGCAUAUGAAAUUGCGACGCGCGGCGCACAAAUGGCUUCUGCAACAGAUGGACAAGCUUGCCAAUAUUCGCGUCACCGCCGAAGAGCGCGCAUUCCUCAAGCGCAAAUGCCCCUACCUCAAUGACGCAUACAUCACCUUCCUCGAGACCUUCCAUCUCAAACCCGCUGAACAGAUCGAGAUCAAAUUCACCCCCACACAAGAUACCGGCAGCGACGACGAUGAGGGAAAUAUUGAGUACAUCAUCAAAGGACUUUGGCUGGACACGAUUCUUUAUGAGAUUCCUUUGUUGGCCUUGACCAGCCAAGCCUACUUCAUGUUCACCGACAAAGAGUGGGACUACAACCAACAAGAGGAAAAGGCCUACCGCAAGGGCUGUACCUUGCUAGAGAACGGAUGCGUGUUUUCCGAAUUUGGCUCGCGCCGCCGCCGAGACUAUCACACCCACGAUCUCGUCAUGCAGGGACUCAGUCGCGCCGCUGCCGAAGGCAAAAAGCAGGGAUGGAAGGGUGUCUUCACCGGCACUAGCAAUGUGCACUUUGCCAUGAAGUACGACACCAAUGCUGUUGGAACGGUUGCCCACGAAUGGUACAUGACUAUCGCGGCUAUCACGGAUGAUUACAAGAAUGCCAAUGAAUUGGCUUUGCAGUAUUGGCUUGGCUGCUUUGGCGAGGGUGUCCUCGGCAUCGCUCUCACCGAUACAUUUGGAACGCCCGCUUUCCUGAACGCUUUCCGCAAGCCCAUCUCAACGCCAAAGUCUGACCCUUCUCCGACAAACAACAAUGGCAAGACGUUCGCCCAGGUUUACACGGGUGUUCGUCAAGAUUCUGGGGACCCUACCUUCUUCGUCAAGACGGUGCGCGAAUUCUACGAUCGUGAGGGCAUCACAGACAAGAAGGUUGUCGUCUUCUCCGACUCAUUGGAUAUUGAGCACUGUCUCGAAUACAAGACUAUUGCCGAGGAGGCUGGUUUCACACCCACCUUUGGCGUGGGAACGUUCUUCACAAAUGACUACAUCAACACAUCAACGCAAGAAAAGUCCAAGCCCCUAAACAUCGUCAUUAAAAUCGCCACCGCAAAUGGUCGACCAGCUGUCAAGCUUAGCGAUAAUCUGGGCAAAAAUACCGGCGACCAUGAGAAGGUUCUAGAGGUGAAGAAGACGCUUGGCUAUGUUGAGCAGGAUUGGAAGGACGGAGAUGAGAGGAAUCGCUGGACACAGAAGUAG